Messenger RNA from Osmerus eperlanus (European smelt), 2283 nucleotides. RefSeq names its product hydroxy-delta-5-steroid dehydrogenase, 3 beta- and steroid delta-isomerase (gene hsd3b7). The record is from RefSeq and is a predicted model, not a curated record. Gene Ontology annotation, molecular function: 3-beta-hydroxy-Delta5-steroid dehydrogenase (NAD+) activity. Gene Ontology annotation, biological process: steroid biosynthetic process. Lineage: Eukaryota; Metazoa; Chordata; Actinopteri; Osmeriformes; Osmeridae. The transcript has 6 exons. The coding region runs from base 120 to 1238 and encodes 372 amino acids.
CUGCAGCACAGCUGCCUGAACAGUUGCCCGCUAGCUAUUCAACCGUUCCUUCUCUUCUCGAGAACAACCUACCUUCAGCAAAGAUAAAAAGUAAUAAUUGUAAGAAAACCAUACCUUACAUGAUCACGAUGUCUGAGCAGAAGGAUAUCAUAUAUUUCGUUACUGGAGGUUGCGGUUUUCUUGGUCGACACCUGUUACAAGUCCUACUUGAGAAGGAGGAUACAAUAACGGAAAUCAGGUUGUUCGACAAACACAUCGAUUUAAGUUUACAAGAUCAAAGCACAGAGCGGAUUAAGGUGGUGGUGGUCCAGGGGGACAUCACAGAUUACUCCAGUGUUGUGGAGGUGUCGCAAGGAGCAACGGUGGUCAUCCACACAGCCAGCCUGGUGGACGUAUGGCACAGAGUUCCAGAGUCUGUCAUUGAGGCCGUCAAUGUCAAAGGAACUGUGAACGUCAUCAAUGCCUGUAUAGAGAAUGGCAUUCAGCAUCUUGUCUACACUAGCAGUAUGGAAGUGAUCGGCCCAAAUGUCAAAGGGGACCCCUUUGUCAGAGGCGAUGAAGAUACAGUCUAUAAUGUGUGUCAUGAGAUGCCAUACCCCAAGAGCAAGUCUAAGGCUGAAAAACUUGUUAUCGAGGCAAAUGGCACGAAGCUUAAAGGAGGGGCAUGUUUAUACACAUGUUCCCUGCGGCCCACGGGCAUCUAUGGAGAGCAGCACCAGCUGAUGAAGGACUUCUAUAUGAUGAGUGUACGAACGGGGGGGUUGGUGAUUCGAGGUGUUCCCCAAAGCACAGAACACGGACGUGUCUAUGCCGGAAACGUGGCCUGGAUGCAUGUUUUGGCAGCCCGAGCACUGCAAGAGCACCCCCGCAAACUUGCAGGGGAAGUGUAUUUUUGCUACGACGACUCGCCGUACAAGAGCUAUGAGGAUUUCAACAUGCAGUUCUUGUCGGCAUUCAACUUCCGCCAGAUCCGUAUUCCCCUGCUGCUGUUGUGGUUUCUGGCAUGCUUUAAUGAUCUGCUACGCUGGGUCCUGAAGCCUGUGCACAGCUACACGCCACUGCUUAACCGUUACACGUUGGCAGUUGCAAGCACGUCCUUCACUGUGCGCUCAGACAAGGCCCAGCGUCACUUCCAGUACCAGCCACUCUACAACUGGGACGAGUGCCGGGACCGCACUCAGAGAUGGGUUGACACCUUUCCUGUAGACUGCAUUAAAGAUGCUGUAAAGAAGAACUGAAAAUUAGUUUUAAGUUUCAUCACACCACAGAAGAAUGUGUUGGUAACAACCCAUCCAAAUUCGAAAAAAAAAAAAAGCUCUGACAAGUAUGUUAAAUGAGGCUUAGAAAUCGUGCGAAAAUCAGCAGUCUUCUCUGCUUGAUACUGGGGGGGCGUGUCGCCUGAAGGAGCUGAAGCUCCGCCCCCUCGAGUUUAUUGAAUUUAGCAACAACAGCAACAACUAGCUAAAUCAAUUGCAGAUAUCAGAACAGACUUACCUGCAGUCUCUGAUAUGUUUUAUGUGUUAAUUACCUUGUCUUUUAAAUAGUACCAGCUGAGUAACAGAAUUCAGAAUUCAUACGUAUAUAGGUUGGGUUUUGCCCCGCCUAAACAAAACCUGAGCUGAAAACGGAUGAGAAACUGUUCAACGAUCCCACUCUACAUUUUAGUGCAACUAAGUUUUAGAGCUUUGCACAUGCUUUCAGCAACUAAUUUCACACGUAUAAUGUACUGAGAAGCAAAUCAUGGAAUUUGCUUUACAGCAUCUUUAAAGACUCUUAAUCUUGACUGAUUCAUUAAUAACAGACCUCCAACUGUAUAAUAUAGGACCUGAGAUAGUUUUACUCUCAAAAGCAGUAUUAUCAUUUUUACAGACAUUUACAAACUGAAGACUACAGUACUAUUUUCUAUAAUUGUGUCUUUGCCAUGUAAUACAACAUGCUUCAGGUAGGCUAUUUUAUACAGUAUAGUAAACGCUGAAGACACUUUCUUGUCUUUAUAGGGAACAUUGCAAUAUCCAUCAUGAUUCAAGUAUGGCAGAGACAAGUUAAUUAUGAGGAUUGACAUAUUUUGUUAAUUACACACCAUGUGUGUGUGUGUGACUGAAAUGUAGAUUUGGCUACAUAAAACAAAAUUGAUUAGAGAAAUCAUUUAUUAGAAUGAUUAAAGUAAUGGGCUCAUUCAAGAAAACAAUAGAACUAGCUUUGAUUUGUUAUCUAGAAAUGCCAUUACAGUAUGUGCAAUAACAUUGUAUGUUUACUUUUGAAUAAAUAUAUUAAUAUAUUGAA